This is a messenger RNA of Ceratina calcarata, 2215 nucleotides long. RefSeq names its product solute carrier family 7 member genderblind (gene gb). Bases 494 to 2008 code for a protein of 504 amino acids. The record is from RefSeq and is a predicted model, not a curated record. Gene Ontology annotation, biological process: amino acid transmembrane transport. Lineage: Eukaryota; Metazoa; Arthropoda; Insecta; Hymenoptera; Apidae. The transcript is spliced from 12 exons. Gene Ontology annotation, molecular function: L-amino acid transmembrane transporter activity. Gene Ontology annotation, cellular component: membrane.
UUAACUCGAAAAGGAUACACUUAUGUCAACAUUAUAUAAUUUUAGUUCGAAUUACAUCAGACACCUUUUUAUAGUUUCUAUCGAUUGAAAUGUGCACCUCGCGUAGGAAACAUAUUCCACAGGUGUUAACAUAGUUUUAGUUCUAUGAAUAACAUUUUACGUUUCGUGUCAACAUUGUUUUGUAACAUUAAUUUGAUAGAAAAAAUUAUAAACGUUCUAUUUAAAUAGUCACAUAUACACGAGGCUUGGAAACGUAUCUGUACUGAUCUGUACUGUGUCCUAAUCCUAGCACACGUGCUUUUCUCAGAUUGCAUAACCUAGAUCAUGUUACACAUCCAAAAAGGAACUGAACAGAUUGAUGGUUACAGAUAAUAUUUAAACGUUCUUAUGUACUUUAUAGUGUACAGUAAUUUAUUACCUCGUUUAUACCAAACAGAAGAAUUUCAGUAUUAUAUUUAGAUAGUAGCAAUUAGCUUCCAUAAAGAUAAAUAAAAUGGUCUCUCAAAUAUUUGAUGAUUCUCCUAAAGAUAUAAAGUUGAUUAACUCAGAUGAUGAAUCUCAUAAUUAUAAACAAUCUGGUAAACAAGCUAGCGGAAUGGAAAAAGUACAAAUGAAAAAACAACUUGGCCUCUUAGAGGGUGUAGCAAUUAUUUUGGGAAUCAUAUGUGGUUCUGGUAUUUUUAUCUCCCCGAAGGGUAUAAUCACAGAAGUAGGAAGUGUCGGAGUCUCUUUAAUUGUUUGGGUUUUGUGUGGUCUACUUUCUAUGGUCGGAGCAUUGUGCUAUGCCGAAUUGGGUACCUGUAUACCUCGCAGCGGCGGCGAUUAUGCUUACAUUUACGAGGCUUUCGGUGAUUUAUCUGCCUUUCUGUACUUAUGGGCUGCCAAUUUAAUAUUCGUACCAACUACAAAUGCGAUCAUGGGACUAACUUUCGCACAAUAUGUUUUACAACCAUUUUUCCCUAAUUGUUCUAUCCCAGACGAUAGUGUACGCUUGCUAGCAGCAGCCACCAUUUGUCUACUUACAUUUGCAAAUUGUUAUGAUGUGAAGGAUACAUCGAAAAUGCAAAAUGUAUUCAUGUUUGCCAAGAUUGGUGCAUUAGUAAUUAUAAUUAUCACCGGGUUGAUUUGGGUAAUGUUAGGACAUACAGAAAAUUUUGAGAAUGCUUUCGAAAAUACAAUUACGGAUCCUGGCAAAAUAGCAGUAGCUUUCUAUUCUGGUAUAUUUUCAUAUUCCGGGUGGAAUUACUUAAAUUUCAUGACUGAGGAACUAAAAGAUCCUUAUGUAAAUUUACCACGAGCUAUAUAUAUAUCGUUGCCUUUAGUCACACUUAUUUAUGUAUUGGCAAACGUAGCUUAUUUAUCAGUUUUAACACCAACUGCGAUGAUUGCUUCUCAUGCGAUUGCUGUGACUUUCGGUGAUCAAGUCCUUGGCAUAAUGGCGUGGACAAUACCUGUUAUGGUAGCAAUAUCCGCGUUUGGUGGAUUAAGUGUACAUAUUAUGACAUCCUCGCGAAUGUGCUUCGUCGGUGCUAGGAACGGACACUUUCCUUCGAUGUUAAGUCAUAUUAAUGUUUCACGAUUUACACCCACACCGGCCCUGGUUUUUCUCUGUAUAUUAUCUUUAACGAUGCUGUGCACGAGUGAUAUUUUUGUACUAAUAACAUAUUGCAGUAUAGUCGAAUCGUUUUUCAUAAUGCUCUCUGUAGCUGGUGUUCUAUGGCUUCGUUAUAAGAAACCAAAUAUGCAUCGACCAAUUAAAAUGCCUUUGUGGAUUCCUAUCACGUUCGUAGCCAUAUGCGCGUUUUUGGUAUUCGUUCCCUGCUACGAAAGACCGUACGAAGUCGCAAUCGGGGCGUUAAUAACUUUGUCCGGGGUUCCAGCGUAUUUCAUUGGAGUUGCGUGGAAAAACAAACCCGUAUGGUUUCAGAAAUUUAUUCUUGAAAUUACUUAUAUUAUACAAAAAUUAUUUAUGGCUGCCAAGGAGGAGCAAGAUUCUUUAUACAAUUGAAUGGAAAUUUGAAACUGAAUUGGAUCACGUACAAUUGAAACAUCUCAUUCUAAUAUUAACUACAUGAACAAUGACAACUCGUGUUACGCUAUUGUCACAUGUGUUCUCAGUCAGUGUACGUUCAAAUUAACGACAUUGCUGUCUACAUCAUAAGAGUAAUUGUCUAUAGUUACCGAGCAUUAUUUAUUUAAAUAAUUUAUUAUGUGU